CUCCUCCCCCAUCCCCCCCCACCCCGCCUGCUCUGCGGCGGAGGCGGCGGCGGCGGCAGCGGUGUCUCUGCCUCUCCGCCACCUCCACCGCAGCCUCUGACCCCCGGCCGGCGUUGUUGGCGGGGAGGGGGACAGUAGUUGUAGACGCCCGCCCCUGCCUCAGAGAAGGUGAAUGAGAGUUGAGUAUUAGACAAAAAUAGAUAUAAUCUCUACUCCAUGGUUUAGCUCCCUGAUUGUUGUAGUCUUCACUUUGUGGAGCAUUCAUGCUGAAAACUGAAGCAAUAAAUGGUUGAAUAUGAUCAGAUUUCUCCAUCAAGUUCUCAGCCUGAUAACGAUAAUCCCUUUCUGUCAACCUAAUGAAGCAUUCAAACAAGCCAUAUGACUCUUUUCAAGAUGAACUUGAAGAUUAUAUUAAAGUACAGAAAGCCAGAGGCUUAGAGCCAAAGACUUGUUUCAGAAGGAUGAGAGGGGAGUAUUUGGAAAGCUGUGGGUACAGAGAAGAUUUUGAUUCCAGGCCCAGGUAUAGAGUGUUUGAUCAGAGACUCCCAUCUGGAACCAACCAUUCCUACCCAAGAUCAUGCAGUAGUUCACAGACAGAAGACCAGGUACCCCAGUGGUUACCAGCUCAUGACAAGAUAAGACUAAACUCUCUGAGCUACUGUCANUUCACCAGGGAUGGCUUUUCAGAAAAGCCAGUCCCCUUGAACCUUAGUCAGCAAGAAUACAAUUGUGGCUCAUAUAGUGUAGAAUCUGUAGUUCACAAGCGCCUCUGCUCAGAACACAGUACCAUCNACCCUCAAGUCAGUCAUAGACAAAUGCACCAGAAGAGGAAAAGACAUGUAGAAGAGGGCAGAGAAAGGCAGGAAGAACGGCCCAAACAUGAGAGGAAAAGGAGUUCUGAGGAAAUGGAUUUAAACAAACAUAGAAGCAUCCAAAGAAAGAAAACAAAGGCAGAAACAGAAACUGUACAGGAUGGUACGGAAAAGCUUAAGAAUCGAAAAGAGAAAAAAAACCGAGAUGUAUCAUCUAAGAAAGAGGACCGUAAGCGUAGGAAGGAAAAAAAAGAACAAGGNGAAGAGAGGACAGAGGAGGAGAUGCUUUGGGACCAGUCUAUUCUUGGAUUUUGAAGCUCCUUAGAUCUCCUGAGGCUCCACUGAAAUAACAGUCAAGGAGCUUGGUUUUAUGUGCAGUCAUAUUCAUGUCACUUGCAUAUGUGGACCGAAGUUCCAACUUCUAACAAAGUGAACAUGAAGUAUUUAGUGUGCUUGCUUUCCAACAUGGAGAUUUCUAUUUUCUAAAAAUUUAUUAAUUUUUCUUACAUAUGGUAGAAUUUCCCUUUAAGAGAGUGGCUCUGCUUUUAUUGACCAAAUUGCUAUGGUAGUGGAAUUAUUUUCCCUUGGGAGAUCAUUUAUUUAAAAUUGNAGGAUUAACUGAUGACUUUUGUGGAAUCUAUUUCUUGGUUGGGUUUCUUUUAGUUUUGAGUCACAUAUUUUUAUGCUCACUGUCUUUAUGAAGCAAUUUAGAUUUCCUUUUUUUAGAUCUAACUUGCAGUAUAUUUUCUGGGUUGGAAAGUGAAAUAAUAUAAUAAUUUUAUCUUACAUAUAGUUUUAAAAGUUUCAGAGACUUCACACAAAAUCAGUUUAUAUUCUGAAAAUGUUUACAAUAAAGUAUCUUAAUUUCUGGA
Mus pahari (shrew mouse) is the source of this 1684-nucleotide messenger RNA. It is a transcript of the gene Krcc1, whose product is annotated as lysine rich coiled-coil 1. The coding region runs from base 357 to 1127 and encodes 256 amino acids. The record is from RefSeq and is a predicted model, not a curated record. The transcript has 3 exons. Lineage: Eukaryota; Metazoa; Chordata; Mammalia; Rodentia; Muridae.